UCUUACGUGGAUCUAAUUUCCAAUUCCAGUAACAUUGUGAUCACUGGAUUAACAUCACUAAAUAGCCAAAUGUUCCACAUUGUCGUCAAUGCCUGCCAAAAUGUCACGGUGAAAGGAGUGAAAGUAUCUGCUGCCGGCAACAGCUCUAACACGGAUGGCAUUCAUGUUUCUUCAUCAACCAGUGUCACCAUCUUGAAUUCGAGAAUUGGAACUGGUGACGACCGUAUAUCUAUUGGCCCUGGUACCUCUAAUUUGUGGAUUGAAAAUGUGGCGUGUGGACCUGGCCAAGGAAUCAGCAUUGGAAUUUUAGGCCAAGAUGUCCAAGAGGCUGCUGUGCAGAAUGUGACAGUCAAAACCACUACAUUUACUGGCACUGAAAAUGGAGUGAGAAUCCCGUCCUGGGGAAGACCUAGCAAUGGUUUUGCUAGAAAUAUUCUCUUCCAACAUGCAGUCAUGAAUAAUGUCCAAAAACCAAUUAUAAUUGAUCGGAAUUAUUGUCCCGGUAACAAGAAUUGCCAUGGUCAGGUAACUCCCUUUAAAUUAAAUAGGCUUCUGGGGUUCCAGGAUAUCCCUGGAUCAUCGGCAAAAGAAAUCUCAGUGAAAUUUGAUUGCAGUAAGAAAUAUCCAUGCACUGGGAUUAACCUGGAAGACAUAUAUCUCACUUCCCAAAAUCAACCACCUGAAGCAUCAUGUACCAAUGCUGGGGCAGUUGCUUCAGGUCUUUUUCAACCCACUAGCUGCCUAUAG
Molecule: messenger RNA, 747 nt
Organism: Populus euphratica (Euphrates poplar)
Lineage: Eukaryota; Viridiplantae; Streptophyta; Magnoliopsida; Malpighiales; Salicaceae
Product: polygalacturonase-like
Exons: 3
Biological process (GO): carbohydrate metabolic process
Molecular function (GO): polygalacturonase activity
Source: RefSeq, a predicted model, not a curated record